UUAAGAGUAUAAAUAAUAUCAUGAAAAAACUGAAAACAGUGAUUUUUAUUUGGAUUUUAGUUGCGGAUUAUGUUUAUGCCAAGAACUUGAACCAAAUUAAAAAUGAAUCCAUAAAUUUAAAACAAAAGUCCUCAAAACUGCAAAAAACAUUAAAGGAAUCUACGAAAAAUAUUUUAAAUAAAAGUUUGCUUCCAAAUACAAAUGAAAGAAGAACUAAUAGAAUACCAACUCACCCAAAAAAAUUCUCUAUGCCCGUUUCUCCAAAAAUUCAUGUUCCAUAUUCUGCCAACAAAUUAAAUCGGUAUAAUAGAAAACAACUAUCACUAAAACAAAAACAUGCAUCUCGUGCUGUGCCUAUACCAUCGCUGCAAUCGCUACAAGAUAAACUAACAGUUGCUUGGCAGAAUGUAUUUAAUCAAAUGCAGACAGGUGAUGGGUAUAACCCAAGCGGUUCCAUUCCUAAUGAUUAUGUUCCUAGUGGUUCUGGCCCUAACGAUUAUGAUCCUAACGAUUAUGACCCUAGCAGUUAUGACCCUGUUGGUUCAGAUCCUAACAAUUAUGAUCCUAACGAUUAUGACCCUGUUGGUUCAGAUCCUAACAAUUAUGAUCCUAACGAUUAUGACCCUAGCAGUUAUGACCCUGUUAGUUCAGAUCCUAACAAUUAUGAUCCUAAUAUCUAUGACCCUAGCGGUUAUAAUUCUAACGAUUAUGAUCCUAGCGGUUCAGACUCGAACGAUUAUGACCCUAACGGCUAUGACCCCAACGUUUAUGACCCAAGCGAUUAUGAUCCUAGCAGUUAUGAUCCUAGCGAUUCAGGCUCGAACGAUUAUGAUCCAAACGAUUAUGACCUUAGCAGUUAUGACCCGAAUGAUUCUUACACCGGCGAUUAUGAUCCUAGCGGUAAUGACCCUAACGAUUAUGACCCUAGCGUCUAUGAUCCUUACGGUAAUGACCCCAACGAUUAUGAUCCUAGCGGUAAUGAUCCUAACGAUUAUGAUCCUAGCGUUUAUGACCCUAACACUUCUGACUCCAACGAUUAUGACUCUAGCGGUUAUGAUCCUUACGGUAAUGACCCCAACGAUUAUGAUCCUAGCGGUAAUGACCCUAACGAUUAUGAUCCUAGUGGUUAUGACCCUAACACUUCUGACUCCAACGAUUAUGGCCCUAGCGGUUAUGAUCCUUACGGUAAUGACCCGAACGAUUAUGAUCCUAGCGCUUAUGAUACCAACGGUUAUGAACCUGAUGGCUAUGACUCUAAUGUUUUUUACUCUAACGGUUAUGACUCCAACGGAGAUUCUCAACCUAACAACAAUGUUGAAAAUUAUAGCGGUCAAUAUGACUACGGCAAUGACCAAAACGACUCUGGUCAAGGUGGCUACCGAUCUGAUGAAAUUUACACCGAUGAGAGCUAUGAACCUUAUAUUAAUCCUAAUUACCCUUCCUCUGGAGUUGGCCUAACAGAUCUCGACAGUCAUAUUGAUGAGUCUAAUGGCAUGGGUUACGCCAGGCCUUAUGACAUCGAUCAAAAUCAGUAUCCAGGCGGACCAGACGACCAGCCUCCUUUCCCUUGGUCUGAAGAAAUAUUUAAUGGUGAUAAUUGGGAUUCAUCCGCAGGAAACGGUAAAGAGUGUUGCUUAUGUGAAUGCCCAGGUCGACGAAACCGAUCCAAUAAGAUGUCGGCUUUAUAUCAACAAUUAAAACGAUUAAAUGGCAAUCUUCAAAGGCGACUAAAACUUUAAUUAUAUUAUAAUUAAAUCCCACAAAAUCGGG
This is a messenger RNA of Chrysoperla carnea, 1770 nucleotides long. Its product is annotated as GATA zinc finger domain-containing protein 14-like. The transcript is spliced from 3 exons. The record is from RefSeq and is a predicted model, not a curated record. Lineage: Eukaryota; Metazoa; Arthropoda; Insecta; Neuroptera; Chrysopidae. Bases 21 to 1739 code for a protein of 572 amino acids.